CCAACAUUCAAGCUUCGCUGGAGGAAGACGAUUUCUGGUCCCUCGGUUGACGGCCUAAUAUUCUAAUUCUACACGGCAUGAUGAUUAUACAGCUAUAAUGCAAUCUCUUUUACGUCUACGAUUGAAUCCGACCAUCCUCGCCCAAGGGCGGAGGUGCGGUUCUUAUCCCCAUACUCUGCGAGCUUAUCCCUUUACCUCCCAGCCUUCAAUUCGCCUCGCAAGCACACAAUCGAUCUCGAAGAAACUCGAUCUUCUCGCAAUUGACAAGAAGUGGCAGUCGAAAUGGCAAUUAAACGGAUCCCGACCUCCCCCGUCCACCGGCAACCAGACGGACAAGCCUAAAUCGUACAUUCUAUCGAUGUUCCCCUACCCUUCUGGUACGCUGCAUAUGGGCCAUUUGCGAGUUUACACCAUUUCAGAUGUACUGGCGAGAUUCUACCGGAUGCGUGGUCAUGAUGUUCUUCAUCCCAUGGGGUGGGACGCGUUCGGGUUGCCGGCGGAGAAUGCGGCAAUCGAACGAGGCAUUGACCCGGCUGAUUGGACCAAGGAUAAUAUCGCAAGGAUGAAGGAUCAGCUGCGGAGCAUAUCGGCUUCGUUUGACUGGGAUCGUGAACUCGCGACCUGCGCUCCCGAAUUCUACGAGCAUACACAACGUAUUUUCUUGAAGCUAUAUGAAAAAGGACUCGCAUACCAGGAUGAGGCAUUGGUCAAUUAUGAUCCGAUCGACAAGACAGUGCUGGCGAAUGAGCAGGUGGAUGCAAAUGGGUUUUCCUGGCGCUCUGGAGCAAAGGUCGAGCAGCUAAAUCUGAAGCAGUGGUUUUUCCGCAUCACGGCAUUCAAAGAGUCACUCUUGAAAGAUUUGGAUUCUUUGGCGGGUGGCUGGCCGGAGCGCGUGCUUUCUAUGCAGCGCAAUUGGUUGGGAAAGUCUUACGGCGCAAAGAUCAAGUUCUCCGUAGCACUGAACGGUUCCGAUGGUAUCAAGCUUGAUAUCAACGUCUUUACUACCCGACCGGAUACACUCUACGGAGUCGAGUACCUCGCUCUCUCUUUGAACCAUCCCAUCGUCCUGAAGGCCGCGGAGAAGGAUGAAGAACUGCAAAAGUUCUUGGUUGAGGCUGCAUCGCUGCCCCCAGACUCAAAAGCAGGUUACAAGCUGUCAAAUGUCAGCGCAUCCCAUCCAUUGCGCAUCAUCGACAAGGAAAGUUCCCAUAUCGCCCGGGAACUUCCUGUGUUUGUUGCCCCCUACGUUCUCAGUGAUUAUGGCGAGGGUGCCGUGAUGGGUGUUCCUGGCCAUGACUCUCGGGAUAUAAUGUUUUUCAAGGAGAAUGUCAAUCCUGAAUUCAUCCCCGUGGUCAUUAAGCCCGAACAGUCGACCGAGGGCAGCGACGGAACCGGGGAUAGCGUCGUCUCUGCAAGUGAUGCCAAAGCUUUUACUUCAGAUGGCUUCUUAACCUCUAGGUGCUGGAAAUACCAAGGCCUUCACUCUCGCGAAGCCAGCAAACAGAUCGUCAACGAUCUUAAGCAAGUUGGCCAUGGUGAAGCUGUUGAGCAGUGGAGAUUGAGAGAUUGGUUGAUUAGUAGACAGCGCUACUGGGGCGCGCCAAUUCCGAUCAUCCACUGUGGUGACUGUGGUCCUGUCCCUGUUCCAGCGGACCAGCUGCCAGUUAAACUGCCCAAAAUCGAAGGAGAUUGGCUCAAGGGCAAGAAGGGCAAUCCCCUCGAGUCAUCGGAAGAAUGGGCGCAUACUGAAUGCCCAAGUUGCGGAGGUCCCGCGAAACGGGAUACAGACACUAUGGACACAUUCGUCGACUCCUCAUGGUACUACCUCAGGUUCUUGGACUCUGCGAAUAAGGAACUUCCGUUCUCUCCUGCGUUAGCGCGACCCGUCGACGUCUAUAUUGGCGGUAUAGAGCACGCUAUCCUGCAUCUCCUUUACGCACGAUUCAUCUACAAAUUUCUGGCUGAGUCCGACUUGUUCCCUGAGAUUGCCCGGGCAGGCAACCUUGCAGCACCGUGGGAACCCUUCAAAACCCUUCUUUCCCAGGGAAUGGUCCACGGUAAAACAUUUUCGGAGCCGUCGACUGGCCGGUUCCUUCACCCUUCGGAAGUCGACCUCACGAGUCCGGACAAGCCACUCGUCAAGGGUACUAAAGUUACACCCAAUGUAUCCUUUGAGAAGAUGUCGAAGAGCAAACACAACGGUGUGGACCCGACCGCCUGUGCACUGAGAUACGGCGCGGAUGCUACUCGGGCGCACGUUCUUUUCUCCGCCCCAGUAAGCGAGGUUCUUGAAUGGGACGAGACCAAGAUCGUAGGAAUUGAACGUUGGUUUGGCCGAGUUUGGAAGCUUGUGCUGGAUGCCAGAAAUAGUCUGACUUCGGCGUCGUUUACUCUGUCGCAAGCGGAUUUGAACUCCUUGUCCGGUCACGCCGCAUCGCUUCCCUCGUCCUUGCAGGAACUGAGCGAUAGUGACGCUGACGCUGUUCUUUCCACCCACCGGACCAUCUCGUCGGUCACUAACUGUGUCGAAAGCAACCCCUACGGGCUGAACACCGUCAUUUCUGACCUGACCAAAUUGACAAAUUCCCUACUAUCGUCUCCUCCGACAUCCCCCCUGGUGCUUUAUCUUUGUGUAUCCUCUCUCCUCCGUCUUUUGGCUCCUGUCGCCCCGGCACUUUCUUCUGAGUGCUGGGAGGUCCUCAAUGGCUCGGUUCUGCGCGGGGCUGACCCAGAAAUUCCGGCGAUCUUAAACUCCGCCUGGCCAACCCCGCUUCUAACCCUGGAGCAAACUGAUGUGUUGUCGGCCCGCGGCGGUCAGACCAUUGCCGUUCAAAUAAAUGGCAAGCUGCGAUUCAGUGUGACGAUCCCACGAAUGCUCUCUCCAACAACGCCGACCGAGUCUAGCGGCGCUUCUGGUUCCGCGACGGAUGAACAGGACUGGAUUAUCAGUCGGGUUUUGAAGACGGAUGAGGGUCGAACGUGGUUGCGAGAGAAAAAUGAUUGGGAGAAGAGACGACGGGUGGUUGUGGUCAAGGGCAAAUUGGUGAAUGUUGUGUUUUAACCAAAACCGGCGGGAAUUGCUCUGUACAAUGUAAAUAUAACACAUGAAUGUAUAUUAGACUGCGUAUCGCUGCCAAGAACCUGGAUAAAAUUCGGGUGACUGUUCCAUUGGGCAUAACUGAAGGUAUUGUAACU
Molecule: messenger RNA, 3195 nt
Organism: Aspergillus wentii DTO 134E9
Lineage: Eukaryota; Fungi; Ascomycota; Eurotiomycetes; Eurotiales; Aspergillaceae
Product: leucine--tRNA ligase NAM2
Exons: 3
Coding region: 98-3061 (987 amino acids)
Biological process (GO): mitochondrial translation; leucyl-tRNA aminoacylation
Cellular component (GO): mitochondrion
Molecular function (GO): aminoacyl-tRNA deacylase activity; ATP binding; leucine-tRNA ligase activity
Source: RefSeq, a predicted model, not a curated record